Messenger RNA from Acanthosepion pharaonis, 720 nucleotides. NCBI's taxonomy places the organism in Eukaryota, Metazoa, Mollusca, Cephalopoda, Sepiida, Sepiidae. The record is from the annotation of a GenBank genome assembly.
AUGUCCCAGUCAGCUGUCGCCAUGAUGGAUUCUUGUCCCCAUCCUUUCUCCUAUAAUUCUCUCCCUAAUUUCCUUUCGCCGCUCCCCUAUCUCCCCUCCCCAUAUUCUAGGUUGCUGACCAUCAUUUUACCCAUUAAAUCCUUCAUCUUAGGUCUUCCGUUUCCUCGCAUCCAACACCGUUUUUCCCUUUUGACUGUGUCUCAAUUAUUCAUCCUCAAAAAACAAAACAACAAAAAAAAAAAAAAACUAGUUCACUUUUCAUUUCUUUUUCUUUCUUUCUCUUUCUUCAUUUUUUUCCUUCUUUCUUUCUUUCUUUUUUUCUUUCUCUACCACCUCCCCCCCCCCCGCCUCGCUAUCCCUGGUUCUCGCUCAUUAUCUUUUGAUCUAUUUCCGUUCCAAUGCUUUUUACUUAUUCUCGGUGCCCAUCUAUUAGUCUCGUGUGCUAUCUCUUCUACCUCUCUAUCUAUUGAUCUCCACGUAUACCUCCCUAUCGAUACACGAAACACACCCAAGUGGGUUAUGCCUUUCUCUCCCCCUCUCUCUCUCUCCCUCUCUUUCUCUCCCUCUCUUUCUCCCCUCUCUCUCACGCUCUCUUUUCUCCUCCCUCUUUCUCCCCCCUCUCUCUCCCCCUCUUUCUCUUCCCCCUUUUCUCUCCCCCCCCUCUUUCUCUCCCCCUCUCCCUCUCUCCCCCCUCUUUCUCCCCUCUCUCUCUUGCCUUGA